Caretta caretta (loggerhead turtle) is the source of this 1059-nucleotide messenger RNA. RefSeq names its product ciliary microtubule inner protein 2B (gene CIMIP2B). NCBI's taxonomy places the organism in Eukaryota, Metazoa, Chordata, Testudines, Cheloniidae. The record is from RefSeq and is a predicted model, not a curated record.
CCGGCUGCUCCGCCCGACGCCGCCCGCAGCACCCAGCCGCCCGCGGGCCAUGGCCGCCGCCUUCGCCCCCAAGCUCGGCCGCAGCCUGGCGAGCCCCGACCCGCACCACGGCGCCGGCUCCGCCGGGUACUGCCCUCCGAACGAGAGCUGCGGGCAGCUGAUCUCACCGCUCCCGACCAGCCCCGAGGUGGCCGGCUCCAGCCAGCUGAUGCUGCAGCCCGCCCCUUGGCCCUGCCAUGGUGCCCAGCCCGUGCAGCAGGCAGGGGAGCUGCUGGGGACGAGGCCGGCCUGCUGGGGGGCAGGAGCUCAGCCGCUGGGAUGCUGCGUGAUCCCAGGCUACACAGGAUUCAUUCCCAGGGCCCAGAAUCUCUUCGCCAAGACCUACUCCGAGAUCUGCAAGGAGGCCAGGAGUGACUUUGCCAGGCAGCAGCUGAGAGCCGCAGGCCAGGAGCAGGAGCUGCAGAAGGCAGGGCGGCUGCCCCAGGGCACCAAGGGCAAACUUCUCACCGCCAAGUACAGGACUCCGGGCCUGGCAGCAGCCCCGUACGGAUUGCCCUUUGCCUUCCAACCACAGGGCUCCCCCUACUCCAUGGAGGACAACAACCCCCACAAGUGCUUCAUCUCGGCCCCAUCCCAUCUCACUGUACUGCCAGACAAGCCCAGCAUCGGCACCUGCAGCCCAGUGUGCGGGAAAGACCAUCACUGGUGGACGGUCGCUGCAGAUCAACCCCCCGCGCGCCCCACUCAGCACCGGCUCACGGGGUCCAUGGGGCUACAAGUUCCAGUUUGGCCACACCUACGGCCAGCUUACCCACAACGCCCUGGGGCUGAGCACCCUGGAGAAGCAGAUGGCCGACUAGCAGCGGGGCUGGGCCGGUUCCUUCCCGGAGCUGUUUGGAGGCUGCCCCGCCGUGUACAGGAGCAAUAAAGAGAAGGAGCCACAAACUCUAUUGCCCUUCCAUGUUGCCCGGCUGCGCUGCAAACCGUCGGCGGCGACGUGCCGGGUGGGGUGUUUAAAUCAGUGCUCCUGCUCCGCAGCCCUGGCUGAAUCUUUCCCAC